Molecule: messenger RNA, 1490 nt
Organism: Lucilia cuprina (Australian sheep blowfly)
Lineage: Eukaryota; Metazoa; Arthropoda; Insecta; Diptera; Calliphoridae
Product: activated Cdc42 kinase-like
Exons: 4
Coding region: 48-1475 (475 amino acids)
Molecular function (GO): protein binding
Source: RefSeq, a predicted model, not a curated record
AGCGUCUAGAGCAACCCGAAUGUUGUCCCCGAGAGUACUAUACUUUGAUGAUGAAAUGCUGGCAAGAUGAUCCUAGUAAACGACCAAAAUUUUCUGAAAUCUAUGAAAUGUUGCCCGACAUGAAGCCCGAACAACUCAAGGCAGUAGCCAACUGUUUGGAAGCGAAAACUAAAGAACAUUUGGUUUAUCGACAGAAUGAUAUAAUCACGGUAUUGGAUCGUAACACGGGCACACCAUAUUGGAAAGGAGUUUUAAAUACGGGCAAAACAGGUUUUUUUAAUCCAUCAAAUACAGUAGCAUAUGUCGAAGGUCUUCCAACUUUGAACAGAGAUUCCUUUAGUCGUAAUGCUAACGAACGUUGUAGCAAACGUAAAUUAAGAACUGAAAUGAUAUCGAAACCUCAAAAUGAUUUUAAACAUACCGGCCAUGUUGGCAUAGACGGAGCUUCCUUUGGUGAUAUUGCAUUUUUGGGUACAACACAAAAUUAUAAUCAUGUGCCACGACAAAUUGUUACCCCCUAUAAACCUUCAGAAGAUAUUGAACAAACACCUCUACUCUUACCGCCCACCCCAACUAGUCCGGAUUCGUUGCAAACCGCUAGUGGUUAUUUUGCUGACGAUUCUGGCCAUAAUAAUUCCACAAUGAAUCCUUCUUUCGUACCCUCGACUGAAAAUACACCAAAACAUUUUGCCAAUAAUGGUCAAACCGGCACCACAUUCGAAUUUCCCACACACAAUACAAAUCCAUUUACGCACAAAACGAUCGAUGACAGUACAAUGGCUCUUCAAAACAACAACUAUGGCAUUGAUAGAGGUAAAGAUAAUUUACUGUGGCGUCAUUCGUCCAUUACAAAUGGUAGUGGCGCUACCGGAGGAAGCGGUGUUACAUUUGAAGAACCUCAUGAAUAUCAUGAAAUAUCCGACGAUGAUGAAAUUACUCCCGACAAGUUAGAUUUUGGACCAUCUCUGUUAGAUGAAAUUAAUUCGAUGUUUGGUUCCAUGUCUGCUACAGCCUCAUCGUCAAAAAACUCUGAAUCUGAGUCGCAUAAUGCGACUGCUAAACGUUCGGAUUUUUCCGACUUAACUUCGAAAUUAAUACGUAAGAACAGUGCAGGCGGUAACAGUUCGAAAAAAUCGAAAAAUUCUUGUGGCACAGUUAAGCAAAUUUCUGUAAAGGAUGAAAAGAUUCUCAAUCAUGCCAUAGAAAUAGCAAAUGAAAUAAGUGCUAGAUCCAUGUGUGAUUUGGUUUCUGAUCCAACACCCUCGACUCAAAGUCCUAAACGUAAGUUUAGUUUUCGUUUUCCUCAUUUAAGUGGUCAUGGCAGUAGCGAUAAAUCUCAUGGCAGUGUCAUGUCCGCUGCCGGCGGCACUGGUGGCUCUACUACUCAUAUGAAUUCAUUAUCUCCUCAUUCGAAGAAGAAGAAUUUUACGGAGGAACUUAAAAGCAUACCAGACUUACAGGUAAGUUCAGUUUAAUCGAUAAUUGUAACU